ACCAACUGGACGCCACGGAGAACGCUUGCAGGGAGAUGGCGGACGACGAGCAAUGGGACGACCUGGCCAUCAUGAAGGCCUUUGAUGCCGCCGUGAACAAGCGCAAGGCCAAGCCGGCCAAGCACGCCCCACGCACCGCGAGCCACGCGCCGACGCACCAUUCCGCCGCACCGCACACGCACGCAUUGAGCCCGCCCAAGUCACCCGCUGUGUCGCAUCGUAGUGUGCCCAUGCACACGCCACCGCCCGCUGUGCACGGGGGCAUCCCGGGCAGCUCAUUCCAAGCCCAUCAGUCGACAUUUCCUCCACCAGAGGCUACGUACUACCACUCGCACGGCUAUGCUACACCCUCGCACGCUGCCUUUCCAGCGCACAACUACCCACCGUCGACACCUCCGCACGCGGCCUACCCCUCGCCACACGCCGCCCACACGCAGCACACACCGCGAGCGACGGAGCAGUACGCCGAUGCGUAUGCCCGUGCCUACGCGCAUGCCAUGACGCAGGGCGCGUCGCCGUCGUUUGCGCCACAUCCCGCGCCGGCGUGUCCGUACGGCUGUCAACAGCAGCACGGUGGGCUGCCGGGUAUGCCAGGCUUGUCGCCGCCGAUGGUCCAGGACGACGAUCUCUCCAAGCUCCUCCUCUCGUGGUAUCAGUCGGGGUACUAUGCUGGUCGCUACAAGGCGAUGCAAGAAAACAAGACGUCGACGUUCUUUCGACGAUAG
Saprolegnia parasitica CBS 223.65 is the source of this 725-nucleotide messenger RNA. RefSeq lists its product as hypothetical. Bases 36 to 725 code for a protein of 229 amino acids. The transcript has 3 exons. NCBI's taxonomy places the organism in Eukaryota, Oomycota, Saprolegniomycetes, Saprolegniales, Saprolegniaceae. The record is from RefSeq and is a predicted model, not a curated record.